Messenger RNA from Penicillium soppii, 1161 nucleotides. RefSeq lists its product as uncharacterized. Gene Ontology annotation, biological process: late endosome to vacuole transport via multivesicular body sorting pathway. Gene Ontology annotation, cellular component: multivesicular body. The transcript has 4 exons. The record is from RefSeq and is a predicted model, not a curated record. Lineage: Eukaryota; Fungi; Ascomycota; Eurotiomycetes; Eurotiales; Aspergillaceae. Bases 1 to 1161 code for a protein of 386 amino acids.
AUGGCCAGUAGUAUUCCAGCUGGACUGCGAUCAGCAGAUAUUGGUCGCUUUGCGAUCAGAGCCGCUCAGGUCGAGAGUGCAAAACCGGUGGUGGCCUACUGGUGCAAUUUUCAUAUCGUGAACCAAAUCAUCGAAAGAGGUCUUCAUAAUACAGAUGAUGAGAUCAAACUCUAUACUACGAAUCUGGUCGACAAGCUGGAACAGUUCAAAGUUGAGAACCCAGAGAAUGAGACGGUUACGGAUAUAGUUGCGGCUAGCGCCUAUGUCGAGCAAUUCGGAUUGGAGGUCUUCAGUCGUGCCGAGGCAGCCAUGAACGCUAACAAAGUCACAAAGCAAACCGCAGAUACCUUCCAAGCAGCAGCUACAUUCCUCGAACUGUGCUCCAUCUGGGGACCCCUGGACCCCGAAAUCGCAGGAAGAAUCAAGUUCGCCAAAUUCCACGCAGUUCGAAUCGUCAAGGCGCUCAAAGCCGGCGAGGACCCAAACGAAACAAACCCAGCCCCAAAGCAAGAAGAAGAAGAACUCGUCGGCGACCCCGACGUCCAGGCCUUUGACGACUCCAUCGCAGAACAAGCCUCUAAACCAAGACAAGCCUCUAUCGAAGAAGUCCCAGAUGAGUCGGACCGCCUUGGCCGCGACCUUGCCCGCAGAUCUACUCUCGACGAGUCUCUCCAUCCAUCGCGCACAUCGUCUGCCCCGCGUCCUCAAGGUUCCGUACCAGAGAUUCCCUCCGUGCCUACAAAUGCUCCCGGCUUCCCCCCAGCGCAAACAGCUUCCGAAGGCGCUUUGAACCUCCCCUCCACACCUGCGACUAUCGGCUCCGUCCCGAACCUCCCUGAUACGCCCACUGCAUUCCAGUCCUUCCCUCCGCCCCCAGCUGGACCCUCCACAGCGCCGGACCCGGCUUCUUUUUACGAUCCCCCGGCUAGUACUCCUACGCCCCCACCCGCUGCUCCGACCUUUGUGCCGAGCCCGGCUGCUCAUGCGCCCAUUACGCCUGCUCCUUAUUUUCCGCCCCAGCCGUCUCAUGGUGUCGAUGAUAGCUCUGUCCAGCUGGCGCAGAAGCAUGCUCGUUGGGCGGUUUCCGCGCUGACUUUUGAUGAUGUUGAUACUGCUGUUAGGGAGUUGAGAAAAUCUUUGGAAUACCUUGGUGCUGCUUGA